Molecule: messenger RNA, 2411 nt
Organism: Cydia pomonella (codling moth)
Lineage: Eukaryota; Metazoa; Arthropoda; Insecta; Lepidoptera; Tortricidae
Exons: 6
Coding region: 463-2091 (542 amino acids)
Biological process (GO): DNA recombination; DNA integration
Cellular component (GO): nucleus
Molecular function (GO): sequence-specific DNA binding; zinc ion binding
Source: RefSeq, a predicted model, not a curated record
ACCUGAAGUAAUUCUAAGCGUUAAAAUAUUUUUUGUAGGUUUGUUCGGUUCCUUCACAAGGUGCACGCCUUCUUGAAAUUUUAAAAUAAAUCGAUAUACCAUUAAAAAAAUAUAUAUUCAAAGAUUGAUAUCUAAAAAUUAUUUUUCUUUCAUAACUCUGUGAAUAUAAAUUUAGGAAAAAACAUUUUUACAUAAAAAUAAUUGUAUUGUGAUUCCGAAGGUGCCGGCCUUCUUCACUUCACAUUCGAUACAAAAAAAUAAUUAUUGACAUAAUUCGUUAAUUAAUUUUUAAUUACAAACGCCUAGUAAUAUUGCAUAUUGCCAGAUAAGAAGUUUGCCCUUAUAAAUUACCAGGCGAGGCGCUUCGGUGUGUGGCGUGAGGUGACAACGGUCAGUUGUGUCUGUAUUGAAUAUUGUAAAUUAAGUGGUUUACGCGCGUUUAAGAGACUAUAAAGGUGAAAUAUGGGCAGGAAAAGAAAUAAAUAUUACCUAAGUGGUAAAACAAAGAGAGUUUACCGUAAGAACGCAGCUCGAAUGUGGCAAGUGAAAAACUCUGGAAAUGUAAAUAUCACGACCGAGUCGGAAAAUAAUGUACAGAGUAGUGCAAGCACAGAGACCGCAAAUAAUGUCAUAGUCAAUGUAUUGUCCGAGAGUAUGGGAAUCCCCAAAAAAGAACCAAUCAGACAAAAGUGGAUAGACGCUAUAGGUUAUGUCCCGAAAAGGAAAGACCCAGUAGUGUGCAGUUCCCACUUCAGACCUGAAGAACUUACGUUUGCUGGUCUGCAGGCACAGCUCACCCCUGAUGCUGUACCUUCUAUUUUCCCUGUGGUCGUAAUUUUCGGCAUCAUGGGAGCAUGCCGUCGUCAAGAACUCCACGACCUAAAAGUAAAAGACGUCAUCGACACACAAAACAUGCUUACAGUCCGUAUUAUGAACUCCAAGAAGAACCAAAUAGAUCGUAAAUUCGCUAUAAGCGGACCAUACUAUAAGAUUUGCAAGAAAUAUAUGGAUUUACGCCCAAUUAAAGCCGAGAUAAAUAAGUAUUUCUUUUUAAGAUAUUUUAAUGGACGCUGUGCCGAUCAAAACAUUGGAAUUAACGCUUUCGGGGCUAUGGGAAAAGUUGUCGCUAAAGAGCUGAAACUGCCUAGUCCGGAGUUGUAUACGGGACAUUGCUUUAAAAGGACUUCGGUGAAUUUAUUAGGUACUGAAGAUAUAAGAUUGGUGAAAAUGAGCUGGCAGCUAACGUCAGAGAAUAAGACUUUGAAAACGGAACGUGAUUAUAGUUUGUCUGGAAAGUUACAGACGGAACCAACAGCGCCGCUGAUCGCAGCACCACCUUCGCCAGGCCCGAGCCAGAGCACCAUAGAUGCCUUGGAUUCCGACGCAUCAACAGAAUACUUAGAAGAGCCGCAAGACCAUCUGACUCCUCAAAGACAAGUUUUUUCAGUUUCCAAAGCGUCGACAAAGCCGCAAGACCCUCUAAAACAAGACACAAAGCAAUGUCGGUUCUGUGGCAAAUACAGCGAAGACUGCGUUCCUAUAUCUCCAACCCAUCUAGCUUCCGUCACUACCAAACUAGCUUUCAAUGAUAUUGUUGUACAGUUCAGUGAAUCCUUACCGAAGACUGUCUGUAAAGAUUGUGAUGUGAAACUGCAAGUAAUUUACGAUUUUGUUCAAUACGCGAAAGCUGCGCAAGAAUUACUAAUUGAUGUUGAAGAUGGGGAAGAGGUGGUAGAAGUUAAACAUGAAUAUGAAGAAGAUGAUGAAACUGAUGAUAGCCUUCAAGAAGACAACGACAGUGAUGAAGAGAGAAAAGAACAAAUAGUAGAUUUAAUCACAGCGGGGGAAACUGUAUUUACUAAAGAUAAUAAAAAAAGGAAAAGUAAUGCAAUAAGAGUUGCUAAACCGAAGAAAACUAAAGUUGCUAAAAGUGAAAGUGGUAAUGAAGAAGUUAUUGAUAGAGAUGACACAGAUGACGAAGCUGAUAAUAUAGGAUUUUCUAGUAGUGACACAAGAACAAAUAAACCUAGUGAUGCAAAAUUUGCAAAACGUGUUUUUGUGCGUAAAGUGAGAAUUGAUGGAAACAGUUGAUGUGAUUUUUUAAACAGAACACAAAAAGAAUGAACUAUUCUGUUAGUGUAAUAAGCAAAAACAAAGUGAUUCUAAUUAAUUUUACUUAUGCAAUACUGGAUAAUUAUUUGUUGUUGGAUAUGUUUCAGUACACUCACGGACAGUUGUUGAACUAUUUAGGGUUUACUUUACAUUGGACAUUCCGUUAGUACCUAUAGACAACCAAAUUAUCUUGAACCCUGACUGGCCCAAAAAGUCCGCGACUGUACCUGUUUUCCUUCGUUAUUUCUCAAUUUUAUAAUUGUUUUUUUUUUAUGUCAGUAAAAUUUUAGGACAUUUUG